Messenger RNA from Oryza brachyantha (malo sina), 1937 nucleotides. Its product is annotated as GDP-mannose transporter GONST3. The transcript has 3 exons. Gene Ontology annotation, cellular component: Golgi apparatus. Lineage: Eukaryota; Viridiplantae; Streptophyta; Magnoliopsida; Poales; Poaceae. Gene Ontology annotation, molecular function: antiporter activity; GDP-fucose transmembrane transporter activity. The record is from RefSeq and is a predicted model, not a curated record. Bases 400 to 1509 code for a protein of 369 amino acids.
GGUCAGAGGCGCGGGGCGCGGCGCGGAGCGGAAGGAAGGCGCCAUUUUCUAUCUGAACCCCACAGGUCGUCGUUCUCGCGUGCGCCAUCUGCAACAGCAUUCUUCUUCCUCGUCCUCCUCCUCCUCCCUCCCGAUCCCCAGAUCACGCGCCAACCCCCCCCCCCCUGUGGGAGAAGCUACAUCGAUCCCGCGUUGACUCGCGAGCAUCUAGAUCCGCGCCUGCGCACACGACGAGCUGUCCCUGCUGGGCGAGGCCUCUGGCUGCAACAAAGCUCUUGAACCAUUCGUGUGCUUGCAGCUGCGUUUUAUUAUUGCGUCCUGGAGGCGUUGGAACUGUCACGUUGUGGUUGUUGAGAGGAAUCUAUCAUCCCCGCACAGUUGCGAGGAAAGCUUCCUGAGAUGUCUAAUCUAUCAGAGCCCUCAAAAGAAGCUGCGUCAGCCGAUGGUUCAAGUGCUGUCCAGAAAACUGGAGUCUGGAGUAACACAUUGAGCACUCUUCUGCAACAAGCUUCAGUCUAUGGUGUAGCUGCUGGUUACUGCCUGUCAGCAUCUCUGCUCUCCAUUAUCAACAAAUGGGCAGUCAUGAAAUUUCCAUACCCUGGAGCAUUGACAGCUUUGCAGUACUUCACAAGUGUUGUUGGAGUUCUCUUAUGUGGACAACUAAAGGUUAUUGAGCACGAUGGCCUUAAUUUGAGGACCAUGUGGAAGUUCUUACCUGCUGCUGUGAUGUUCUACAUCUCCAUCUUCACAAACAGUGAACUUCUGCUCCAUGCCAAUGUGGACACUUUCAUCGUGUUCCGGUCUGCUGUGCCAAUUUUUGUGGCCAUUGGAGAGACCCUUUACCUUCACCAACCAUGGCCAUCACUCAAGACAUGGCUUUCACUUUCAACUAUACUUGGUGGAAGUGUGAUCUAUGUAUUCACAGACAACCAGUUCACUGUGACUGCUUACACCUGGGCAGUGGCAUAUCUUGCAAGCAUGUCCAUUGACUUUGUCUACAUCAAGCACGUUGUCAUGACCAUUGGCCUGAACACAUGGGGCCUUGUGCUUUACAACAAUCUGGAGGCUUUGAUGCUCUUCCCUCUUGAGAUGCUUCUAAUGGGAGAGCUUAAUCAGAUGAAGGUUGACAGCUCUAAGGCGACAAACUGGCUUUCAUUUGAUGUCAUUCUUCCUGUUGCUCUGUCGUGCUUGUUCGGGCUAUCUAUAUCCUUCUUCGGGUUCUCCUGCAGACGGGCUAUCUCAGCAACUGGAUUUACGGUGCUCGGUAUAGUGAACAAGCUCCUGACUGUUGUGAUCAAUCUUCUUAUCUGGGACAAGCAUGCCUCCUUUGUGGGAACAAUUGGGCUCUUGAUAUGCAUGUCCGGUGGUGUUCUCUAUCAGCAAUCCACCACAAAACCAAAGGCCCCAAAGGCUGAGCCCAAAGAGGAGAGUGAUGAAGAGCAGCAGAAGCUGCUGGAGAUGCAGCAAGAGCAUGAAAGCAGCUCAGCUCAGAAGCAAGCAUCAUCUUAAGCCUGGCAAGGAAAUUUGUCGUAGAUAUCUUACUGUCAACCUCAAGAAAGCUUCCCCGGACCAUUUGGGAUGCUUGAGAAGAAUCAUUUGGUCAAAUGAUAGUUUAUUUAUCAUGUGAGAAUCUUGACAUUCAUGCUGUUGGCAUGAAAAAUCGCACAGACAACAUAAUGUCACUCUACAAUUCUUUGCUUAGUAGUAUGCCGUAUUCAUUUGUUAGACCUGUCGUAGGGUAUCAAAAGAGACUCCUGAAAAGGCUGAAACAUACUCAAACUGAAUACUUCGUAUACAAUAUGAUGUUUAAUGGAUAAUAUAGUCGGGGUGGUUACCCAUUUCUGUGCACUUUGUUCUUCACUGUUGAAGGAAUAAUCGCUUUGCCCUCGAAUUGCCUGUAGUGGAAGAAGCACUAUCAAGGUCGCUGUUGGAGGGCA